AUUUAGAGAGAAAAAAUAGAAGAAAAACAACCAAAACCAACAGAAUCAGAAGAGAUAGGCUUAUCCAGCUGAAAAUCCAAGUGGCACAUCCUGGUAGGUGUUCAAAUCUAUCCCAAGAAGCCAAUGAUCCCACAUAGGCAAACUUAGAUUCAUUUUGUUCCACAAAAAUAUAUACAUUUUGCCUAUAUACUUUGCCCAUCCAAUUGAGUGACAAGAAUUCUAAGAUUGAAAUUUUCACAAUAAAAAAAGUAUACAUUAUCCAUGGCAUCUCUAGCAACCUUGGCUGCUGUGCAGCCCACCACCAUUAAGGGCCUUGCUGGAAGCUCCAUCUCCGGGACUAAGCUCCACAUCAAGCCUUCCCGUCAAACCUUCAAGCUCAACAACGCUAGGAGUGGUGCAGUAGUUGCUAAGUAUGGUGACAAAAGUAUUUACUUUGACUUGGAUGACAUAGCAAACACCACUGGUCAAUGGGAUAUCUAUGGAUCAGAUGCACCUUCACCAUACAAUGGCCUCCAGAGCAAAUUCUUUGAGACAUUUGCAGCCCCAUUCACUAAGAGAGGAUUGCUGCUCAAAUUUUUGAUAUUGGGGGGAGGUUCCUUGCUCACAUACGUUAGUGCCACAGCUCCACCGGAUGUUCUUCCGAUCAAAAAAGGUCCUCAACUGCCUCCCAAACUUGGCCCUCGUGGCAAGAUCUAAGAAUCUCGUAUGCUCGAAUCUCAUGUACUAUUACUCAUUGUAAAAUUGGAUAUCAUCUUAAAUUCAAUAUACAAUUUUAAGAGCAUAUGCUUGGUUUUCUUGUAA
Amaranthus tricolor (Joseph's coat) is the source of this 801-nucleotide messenger RNA. Its product is annotated as photosystem I reaction center subunit VI, chloroplastic. Gene Ontology annotation, cellular component: chloroplast thylakoid membrane; photosystem I; photosystem I reaction center. Gene Ontology annotation, biological process: photosynthesis. The transcript is spliced from 3 exons. Bases 262 to 696 code for a protein of 144 amino acids. NCBI's taxonomy places the organism in Eukaryota, Viridiplantae, Streptophyta, Magnoliopsida, Caryophyllales, Amaranthaceae. The record is from RefSeq and is a predicted model, not a curated record.